This is a messenger RNA of Verruconis gallopava, 2541 nucleotides long. RefSeq lists its product as hypothetical. The record is from RefSeq and is a predicted model, not a curated record. Bases 529 to 2193 code for a protein of 554 amino acids. NCBI's taxonomy places the organism in Eukaryota, Fungi, Ascomycota, Dothideomycetes, Venturiales, Sympoventuriaceae. The transcript has 2 exons.
CCCCCGCGCGUUUCCGUGCCACACUCGCGACACCUCCCAUCUUUUGCUUCCUCUUCUUCGUCUUUGCGUGUCGUCAACCUGUGAAAGAGACGAUCAUUCUUCCCCUAAAGCCAUGGAAGCACGUCGUCCGUCGUCGUCAUGAGCUCAUCGUCUUCCUUCAGCUCAAAUCCCUUCCGCCGAUCCGUCCACAGCUCGGCGUACUCCCAUGCGGAAUCGAGAUCCGAUGGUAUAUAGUCACCCUUCUGUCUAUGUAUAUAUAUACAAGCAUGAUACGUCAAUUAUUUUUUUUUGUUUUUCCCUUCUGUCCAUACCACAAAGGCUCUGCACGGCUACCAGUCCGCCUCUUUAUUGGCAGCAGGUGUAAUCUAGCAGUGGUAACCGUUCCAAAUAGCUCCAGCGUCAACUUCAGAAGACAACAAUGGUUCCGCCCCGCGCACGAAGAAACAGGUGCGCAUAAGCUCGCCGCCGAGAUCCCCGAGACCCUUACAUGACGGCGGUGCCCUCUUAGCUGCCCAUGGCGUACCGGCUAUGUACGAUGACAGCUCUGCCCACCCAUCAAUGCGUCACUCGCCCAUUCGCAGCACCCACGGUCACACGAGCAGCAGCAGCGGAGACGACGACUCGAACAGCGACGAGGCCAUUCACGGCCAUGAGACGAUGACGGCCACAGACUCCGCCGAAGCCUACACGACAGCUACCCGGCCUAGGCCCCCGAAUAACCCCUUUAGUAGGACGCUGGCCGACGUGGACGAGACGCUUGUCCAACCUGCAACCUACCCUGAGAAACGGCCCAGCCCGGACGCUGCGGAUUCGAGUUACACAGCCGGUCAGACGUCCCCGAGAGCUGCUAUGGACGUUGAUGCCUUCAAAAAUCUGCUCAUGACGGGCAAGCCUCCUCGCCCGCUUCCGUCGACCCCCGCGGCAGAUCCGCCUGCUCAGCAACAGCGAGUGCUGCGGCGUGCGCCUGCUAACACUACGACCGCUACCUCGACAACGUUUGCGCUGGCCGACAGCAGCAGCGGCACUGAUACAUCUUCCGUAAGCAGGCAGUCUUUAGUCGACCCCAUGGCUGGAGAGACACCGCGGACAAGUUAUGAGAGGUCGAUAUCGGAUGAGGAAGAGGACAAUGUGCUUCCACCGCAGAGGACUGCAAGCAAGCGCGUCAAGCCGCCGCCACUGCCACGCCAUAAGCAUGGCAAGUCCGUCACGACUGCAGGCCCGCAAAUAGUGCCCUUUGACGCUUUCUCGGGCGCAGCUCCAGAGGAAGAAUCUGUCAAAAGUCCCGAGGAAGACAGGCAUCCUCGUUCAUCGGCAGAAUUGAAAAGACCUCUGCCACCCAUUCCCCAGCCAGCUGCACGCUCCGACAUUGCACACGCGGCAAUGAUAUCCUCGCGCGAGCCGAGAGAACAAAAGGAUGUUGUGGAGCUAUCAUCGCAGCCGAAGAAGCCACCUCCGCCACCGCUUGCCCGGCGAUCGUCGCAACGAGCACCCACCACGCCUGCAGGCCGAUCAAGAAGCGGUACGGCGUCAUCGCGGCCCUCGUUGAUGGAAGACAACGUGAGCAUUGCGGAGAGCACAGGCUCCUCGACACGUGUGGCGCCGCCGCCCCCUCCCGCUCGAAGAAGUGGACACGCUGCGCCGGCUGCUACGAGCGACGAAGGUUCGACUUCGAGCGUUAAUCCAUCGCCCAGUCUCAAAUCACCGCCGCUACCUCCUGCGCGCAACCGCGCGUCCUCGACACAGUCCGCAACUUCCACACUAUCCAACAUGAAUGUGACAUCACCCUCUACCAGCACUACCAGCAGCGCUGCAGGAGCCAUGUCACCGCCACAGUCCGACAGCGCCGUCGGCGGGAGCGGCGGCACUCUUCCGCCCCGCCCUCCGCCCCGACGCACGUCUUCCCGCUCCUCAACCGAAAUCGUCAGCUCGCCCCGGCGCACGAGUAGCGAAAUCGUCCGGUCCAGUUUCGACAGUGAGCGUCGUCCCUCGAUGUCGAACUCCGUGCGUAGGGUACCCAUCGUUGAGGAGGACAGCAUGCCGGACGGCGUGGCGUCGACGAUGAAGUCGGCCAGAGACAUCCUUGCAGAUAUGGAUGAAUUCCAAAAGGAGAUCGACGCCCUGCUUGCAAGGGAGGAUCUCACCCGCCGGAAGGGCAGCGCAGGCAGCGCAAGUUUGUCCCGCCCGGCGGGCUAAUCAAUGCCAUCUACGACCUGUUAUGUGGGAUGCGUUUGCAUCGAGGGGGCGGCUGGAAUAAGCGGCCCCGCCUGUACUGAAACGCCCUGGGGUCAAAAAUUGGUCGGGCAUUGUUGUACCGUCGUCACGACGGUGUCUUUCCGUAAGCAGUGAACACAGAUGCUGUAUGACGAUGUGCGCGCUGGGCGCCGACGGGCAAACACGAGCACAAGAGACGAAUAGGGGACUCGUACACGCAGGUAUCGCGAUACUUUUUCUUUUUUUUUUUUUUUAGACAUGUGGAAACACUUCUCACCAAGUAUAUGUGAACAAUAGUAGCAUCAUUAAGGGAGGAGAUGUGUUGAACUG